This is a messenger RNA of Gossypium arboreum, 3882 nucleotides long. RefSeq names its product probable RNA-dependent RNA polymerase 1. Gene Ontology annotation, molecular function: RNA-directed RNA polymerase activity; nucleic acid binding. The record is from RefSeq and is a predicted model, not a curated record. Gene Ontology annotation, biological process: siRNA processing. Lineage: Eukaryota; Viridiplantae; Streptophyta; Magnoliopsida; Malvales; Malvaceae. The transcript has 5 exons. The coding region runs from base 16 to 3681 and encodes 1221 amino acids. Gene Ontology annotation, cellular component: nuclear RNA-directed RNA polymerase complex.
UUGCGGUUCGAGGAAAUGAGCAAGACAAUUAAGCUCUACGGGUUUGCUUCAGCCGUAACAGUCGACGAAGUGAGGCAACUCCUCGAGAACUACACUGGUGAAGGAACCGUGGAGACUGUAAAAGUUAGUCACAAAGAAGGCUCGAGAUCUUUCGCCAAGGUACAAUUCAAAAACAUGGAAGAUGUGGAAAGGAUCUUGUCGUGGACCUCAAGUCAAGCACUUUGGCACAACGAGUCUUAUUUGAAAGCCUGGUCAAUGAAACACGACAUCAUCCCACAAAAGCCCAGGUUUGAUCUCCACAGCAUUGAUGACUUGAUGUUACAUUUUGGUAGUCCAGCUUCAAAAGACAAAUUCAUUGUGCUUUGGAACCAAUCUCAUGUUUCGUUCAAGUAUGGUCAAAAAUUGGACAAGUUAUACUUCUUUCUGUCUUACAACGGUGUCGACUACAAGCUCGAGCUUUACAAUGACAACGUUUGGCAGAUGGUGUUACAUUAUGUGCCUGAUCACACCAAGAAAUGUUUGCUCAUUCAGUUACUUGGAGCCCCUAGGAUCUAUGAAAAAGAUCCAUCAAUUGCUCUCAGCUCUUCCAAGGAACUCACAGACGAGGAGCAAUGGGUCAGAGAAGUAGAUUUUACACCAGGCCAUUGUAUUGGUCAAUCAUUCGGCAUGUGCAUAGAGCUUCCUCGAUCAGUUCAGCUCCCAAGGUUCGACACCAGUUUUUAUUACAAGAAAAUCGAAGACAAUUUCGUCAUCGAACCCGGCUCCCCAUUUUCAUCCAGCACCGAUCUUGUCCCCAUAAUAACCCCACCACCAGGCUUUGAUUUGCCUUACAACAUCCUGUUCAAAGUGAAUGCUUUGCUCCAGCACGGUUACUUGCCUCCCACGGCACUUGAUUCGAGGUUCUUUGAGCUUGUUGAUCCCUGCAGGAUAGAAACUUUAUUCAUAGAACAUGCAUUGGAGAAAAUGUUUGGUUUCAAAGAUUGUUGUUAUGAUCCAGUCAAGUGGCUGAAUGAUCAGUACAAGGAGUAUCGUAAGCCCGAAAAGCGUCCUCGACCACCCAAACUCGAUGAAGGGUUAGUAGCGGUAAGGAGGAUUCAACUGACGCCGUCUAAAGUGUAUUUCAGCGGUCCAGAUGUUAAUCUUUCAAACAGGGUCCUUCGUAAGUAUAUUAAAGAUAUUGAUAACUUUUUACGAGUUUCUUUCGUUGACGAGGAGCUUGGGAAGAUACAUUCAACGGAUUUGUCGUCGAGUACAUCUAGUACCGAUGGGAAGCCUACUAGGAUAUUUCAGAGGAUAUUAACAACUUUGAGAAACGGGAUACUUAUUGGCGAUAAGAAAUUUGAGUUUCUUGCUUGUUCAACUAGUCAGCUAAGAGAGAAUUCAAUCUGGAUGUUCGCAUCCAAGCCUGGGCUUACUGCUGAUGAUAUAAGAGGACAAAUGGGUCAUAUUCAUGUUAUUAGGAAUGUGGCGAAAUAUGCAGCUAGGUUAGGCCAGUCUUUAAGCUCAUCGAGGGAAACAUUAGAAGUUCGUCAGGAUGAAAUCGAGAUAAUUCCCGACAUUGAAGUUGAAACCGGUGGGACUAAGUAUACCUUCUCCGAUGGUAUCGGGAAAAUAUCGGCUAAACUUGCUAAGCAAGUAGCAUGGAAAUGUGGCUUGAGACAUACUCCAUCUGCGUUUCAAAUUCGAUAUGGUGGUUACAAAGGAGUUGUAGCUGUUGAUCCCUCAUCAUCGGUGAAGUUAUCGUUAAGGAAAAGUAUGCAGAAGUUCGAAGCGGACUCUACGAGUCUUGAUGUUUUGUCUUGGAGCAAGUACCACACUUGUUACCUUAAUAGACAAAUAAUCAUACUUAUGUCGACACUUGGGGUCAAGGAUAGUGUUUUCGAGGCGAAGCAGAAAGCGUUUUUGGCUCGACUGGAUGCAAUGUUGAUGGAUCCAGAAAAGGCAAAGGAGGCAAUGGAAAGCAUACACCAUGGUGAAAUUGUAAGGGUUUUAAGAGAAAUGCUUUUGUGCGGCUACAAACCGGACUCGGAACCAUUCCUUUCAAUGAUGCUACGAACGAUCCGUGCGUCGAAGCUGCUAGAUCUAAGGACUAGAACAAGGAUUUCGAUUGACAAAGGAGGAAUUCUGAUGGGGUGCUUAGAUGAAACAGGGACACUUGAAUACGGUCAAGUGUUUGUCCAAUACUCAACUAAACCAAGCCAAUCUUCGAGCGGCGACGGAAGGUCAUACCAAAACUGCCAUGUUGUGGAAGGGAAGGUCGUCAUUGCCAAAAAUCCGUGUUUGCACCCCGGUGACCUACGAGUUCUGGAGGCCGUGGAUGCCGUCGUUCUGCGUCACAUGGUGGAUUGCGUUGUUUUCCCACAGAAAGGCCAUAGACCCCAUCCGAACGAAUGUUCAGGAAGCGAUCUGGAUGGCGAUCUAUAUUUCGUUUCUUGGGAUGAAGAUCUCAUUCCCCCCUGCAGAUUUCCUCCCAUGGAUUAUGGUGCUGCACAAAGUGCCCUGUUAGACCAUGAUGUUACCAUAGAGGAGGUGGCGGAGUAUUUCACAAACUAUAUUCUCAAUGACAGCUUGGGCAUCAUUUCUAAUGCCCACACGGUGUUCGCCGAUAAGGAGCCCACAAAGGCACUUAGCGAACAAUGCAUCGAGCUUGCCAAGCUAUCGUCCGUCGCGGUCGACUUCCCCAAAACCGGCAUUCCAGCCAAAAUACCCCACCGUUUACGCGCCAAAGAAUACCCGGAUUUCAUGGAAAAGCCUGACAAGUUCACCUACGAAUCACAGUCCGUGAUCGGCCAGCUCUACCGCGAGGUGAAAAGCAUCGAAGCCGAGGUUAGUACCAGUAAACACUUCACCAAGUCAAUAGCGACACGUUCGUAUGACCCCGAUAUGGAAUUCGAAGGCUUUCUAGCCUAUGUCAAUGAUGCAGUUCAUCACAAGAAACAAUAUGAUUAUAAACUAGCUAACCUAAUGCGUACCUACGGGGUCAAAACCGAGGCCGAGAUUAUCGGCGGUUGUAUCUUGAAAUUAGCUAAAUCUUUCGAUCGGAAAGUCGAUUUAGAAGCGGUAAAUUUAGCUGUGAGAUCAUUGAGAAGAGAAGCCAAGAGUUGGUUCAAUGAGAAAGCAAGUCCUAGUGUAGAGGAUGUGUUUGCAAAAGCUUCAGCUUGGUACCACGUGACAUACCAUCCAAGUUUUUGGGGUUCAAAUAACAAUGAGGCUGAUCAAGAACAUUUCAUUAGCUUUCCUUGGUGUAUAUAUGGUAAGCUUCUUCAAAUUAAGAGGGAGAAAAUUAGGGAAAAUUCUUCGCAAGAUUCUGAAUCCCUAGUAAUUAAAGUCAAGAAUGAGGAGUUGAUUUCUGAUGAGAAACCUCGUGUGGAGAAAAUUAUGGAAACGUCUUCGCAAGAUUUUGAUUCCCUAGAAGUUAAAACCGAAAGUGGAGAAUUGAUUUCGAAACCUAAUAGGCAGAAGAACAGGGAAAAAGAAGGUUCUUUAAAAGUUUCUAAAACCUUAGAAAUUCUUUCCCCAGAAGUUAAAACCAGGGAGUUGAAUUUUGAUGGAAAACCUGGAAUGGAGAAAAUUAGGGAAAAACCUUUAAGAGAUUCCUCAGAAAUUAAACCUAAAAAAGUUGAAGAUCAGUCCAAAUCUGAUGAAAAACCUAGUGGAUGGAGUUCGUGUUCUUGCAUGUAAAUAAGGCAUUUCGAAAGUCUUGCAUGCCUGUGUGUCACGGCUUGAGGCUUCUUGUUGUGCGUCUUGAUGCAUUACUAUUGGCCUCAACACGUGAAUUGUGAGAUGUGUAUGUUUGUAAAUAAAUAAACUCUUUUAACAGUAUAUUUCUAACAAAAUAAUAUUCAAGAAAAAUUAUGAUUAAGUACUUAUUUAGUUAAUAAA